AUGCAUAUCCGCGAGAUGCUUUCAGACGCCGAGAGGACCGGCCACCCGUCCUUCUCGUUCGAGUACUUCCCCCCCAAGACCGCCCAGGGUGUGCAGAACCUCUAUGAUCGUAUGGAGCGCAUGUACGACUUCGGCCCCAAGUUCAUCGACAUAACCUGGGGGGCCGGCGGCCGAAUUGCCGAGCUAACCCUCGACAUGGUCGUCCAGGCUCAGGCCUACUUCGGUCUGGAAACCUGCAUGCACUUGACCUGCACCGACAUGGGGGAAGAGAAGGUCAACGACGCCUUGAGGAAGGCUUACAAGGCCGGGUGCACCAAUAUCCUGGCGUUGCGAGGCGACCCCCCGAGGGAGAAGGAGAAGUGGGUAGCCACCGAGGACGGCUUUCGGUACGCGAGAGAUCUCGUCGCUCACAUACGAAAGGUGUACGGAAACCACUUCGAUAUCGGCGUCGCCGGCUAUCCCGAGGGCUGCGACGACAAUAAGGACGAGGACCUGCUGCUGGAUCACCUGAAAGAGAAGGUCGAUAUGGGCGCCACUUUCAUCGUUACCCAGAUGUUCUACGACGCUGACAACUUCAUACGGUGGGUGGGUAAAGUGCGUGAGAGAGGCAUCACCAUCCCAAUCGUGCCCGGGAUCAUGCCAAUUGCCACUUACGCCUCCUUCAUCCGACGCGCAAACCAUAUGAACUGCAAGGUGCCCGAGAAGUGGAUGACUGCCCUCGAGCCGGUUAAAAAUGACGAUUCGGCCGUGAGGGAGGUCGGGAAAGUGCUAGUCGCCGAACUGUGCCGUAAGAUUAUGGCCGCCGGCAUUGUCCAUCUUCACUUUUACACCAUGAACCUGGCCCAAGCAACCCGCAUGGUCCUAGAGGAGCUAGACUGGAUGCCAACCACUACCCGUCCUAGGAAGCAGGCCCUACCGUGGAAGCAAUCACUCGCCCUCGGCCGGCGCGAGGAAGACGUCCGGCCCAUUUUCUGGCGCAACCGCAACAAGUCGUACGUGUCGAGGACCCAAGAAUGGGACGAGUUCCCGAACGGCAGAUGGGGCGAUUCGCGUUCUCCGGCCUUUGGCGAGCUCGACGCGUACGGUGUCGGCCUGACGGGUACCAACGAAUCGAACCGCAAGAGAUGGGGCGAGCCGAAAUCCGUCCGAGACAUCGCGACCCUAUUUGUCAGAUACAUCGAACAGGACAUCCCCUCGUUGCCCUGGAGCGAAGCGCCCCUCACGGCCGAGUCCGACUCUAUCAAGGAUGACCUCAUCAAGCUCAACCAGCGCGGCUUGCUGACUAUCAAUUCGCAGCCGGCAGUGAACGGCGUGAAGUCGACGCACCCGGUACACGGAUGGGGUCCCGCGAACGGGUAUGUCUACCAGAAGUCGUAUCUCGAGCUGCUCGUGGCCCCUGAAUUGUUCCCCGAGGUCGUCCGGAGAAUCGACGCCCACCCAGACUUGUCGUACUACGCCGUCACCCAGUCGGGGAAGUUAACCACCAACACCCCGUUCGAGGGGCCUAAUGCCGUCACGUGGGGAGUGUUCCCGGGCAAGGAAAUUGUUCAACCCACCAUUGUCGAGAGCAUCAGCUUCUUAGCCUGGAAGGACGAGGCGUAUAGACUUGGCAUGGACUGGGCCCAUUGCCAUGACGCGAACUCGCCUAGCCGUGUCUUGAUCGAGACGAUGAUGAACCAGUGGUACCUAGUUAACAUCGUAAACAACGACUUCCAUCAGCCACGGACUAUUUUUGAAUUAUUUGACGGGUUGGCUGUCAAGGACAUCGGUGUGCCCGUGACAGUUCCGCUCCCGAUAUCGGGGCCGCAGGUGAACGGGCAGACUAAUGGGAUUCAUGAAGGGGCAAGCACUAGCAUCGGCGCUGCCAGCAGGGACGGGGCGGCGGCAACGGUAACAGCAUGCGUUUGA
Molecule: messenger RNA, 1908 nt
Organism: Durotheca rogersii
Lineage: Eukaryota; Fungi; Ascomycota; Sordariomycetes; Xylariales; Xylariaceae
Product: methylenetetrahydrofolate reduct
Exons: 2
Coding region: 1-1908 (635 amino acids)
Biological process (GO): tetrahydrofolate interconversion
Cellular component (GO): cytosol
Molecular function (GO): methylenetetrahydrofolate reductase [NAD(P)H] activity; FAD binding
Source: RefSeq, a predicted model, not a curated record